Molecule: messenger RNA, 3749 nt
Organism: Papilio machaon (common yellow swallowtail)
Lineage: Eukaryota; Metazoa; Arthropoda; Insecta; Lepidoptera; Papilionidae
Product: probable serine/threonine-protein kinase nek3
Exons: 8
Coding region: 378-3443 (1021 amino acids)
Source: RefSeq, a predicted model, not a curated record
UUUAGGUGAGCGUGCGCGAGCGCAAGCACGCACAAGUCUUCCGUCGAUUCGCUCAGUGUAAGAACGACACUGGCCGACAACGAACUUAGAACCUCCGUCAAACGAUACGCGGCGGCGACGAACCGUGCUCUACUUGUGAACUGUGAACCAAACUUUGACUAACUAUAUUGUGAUUGUGUUGUUAUCUUUUUAAAACAGGAAAAUCGAGGCCCUGCCAUUUGAUCUUGAGCGUUCGUGAAAGCAGUCCACGGUUGAACUGGAGCACUCUUCAAGAAACGUCCAGAUUCAAACUGUGAAUAGUUCUCUUAAGAUGCGACUACAUCAAGAGCUCUUCACAUCGUUUUGACUACCGCAAAAUAAAUUAAUUUAUUAUUACAAUGGAGUUCAGGUUCUUUGCGCUGCUGGCGUUCUCCGCCUGUUUGUACAAUAAUAUACACGCAGAAGGUCCAUUUUAUAAUGGAGCAGACAAAAUCGCACCCAGCCAGGCGCCCAGUGGAAACUUCAUUACGCAGACGGUGUACGGCUUUCUUGACUUCACUACAACAAUAGGCAAUACCGUAAUGAUCUUUUCACCGCAUUCUGCACCACCGCCAGAGCCGCCAAAAACGGAAAAACCGGUGCAAGAAAAUAUUAUAGAAACCAAACCUCCGCCGCCAUCUAUUACAGAUGUAAAACCAGAAGCCAUAAAACCUAGCAAAACAUCGGAUAAAGAUAAAACUAAUAAAGCUUCGAUACCUGUCAUUGCAUCCAGUGCCAUAUCCGUUAUAUCUUCUCCGCCAAAAAAUGAGAUUAAUGUUCCAAAAUCAGUCAUUAAAGAGCAAAAACAAAUUAUCACAAAAGUUGAAGUUGUUGCAGGUCCUUCAAAAAUUGUAGAAAGUAUUUCUCCGAAACAACCUGCAAAAUCAAACAAACAGGCUUCACAACCAAGUAAAAAACCAAAAAACCAACCUGUUAAAAGUGUGACAAACAUAGUAAGCAGCAAAGUUGAAGUCAAACAAAGUCCCCAACCUUCAGUAAAAAUUAACAGUAUAGUAGAAAUUAAGUCCAGCCAAUCAGAUGAAGAACCAGCGAUUUUGGUUACCAAUAACAAUAUAGGAGAACCCGAAUACGAUUUUCUUUCACGCCAGCCAUCCGAAUUUGUUGAAGAGACAUAUAAAGUUAUAAAUUUACGUCCUUCUAAAUCAAUCGGUCAUAAACCUAAAAAUCUAAAAAAUAGAGUGCAUGCACCUACUCCUCCGCCUGAUGAUGACGAGCAUCCUAUAGGACUUGUCACAACACUAGGAGGUACUAUUGUUAAAGACGGCGCAACCACUAUCCAUGAAACCAGUGUCAUCGGUACAUACAUAUCUGGCAAAUAUGCUCAGGUAUUGAAUAGUAAUUCAAAAAUAUUAUCACCAGGACAUAGAGCUAAAAUUGCGCCGAGUCCAACACACAGAAUUCUCAAAACUGUGGCACCAGGAAUAGGAAAAAAUCAGCGGCAUCAUUUGGAACCAACUCCGUCUAUAAGCAAUGAAGAAACCGCCACUAGCAAAACUCCACGUAGGCAAACAAAUAACGGUAGCUCUUUUAAAAACCGUCAAAGAUCACAAAAUAAUGACAAUGAUAAUCGCGAAGCUCCAAGUCAAAAUAAAAAAUUUAAAAAUCGUAAUACCUCGCAAUCUCAACGAACUCAAAGUACACGAUUUGGUCGACCUGCGAAUACUCCUCAAUUGGCAACCGUCUCUGUUUACAGUGAAACUCCAGCGCCGUCUUUUUCAAACAGAAGAAAAAGCAAUCGAAACUCUGGUCAUAAAACUACUGUGACACCAGCAAGCAAUAACGAUAGCUCCAAACGUGGCUUCAAACCUCGAAUUCAGCCAACAGCAGUCGAUCAAGGAGCAUCUGCCUCGACUAGUAUAUACAAAUUUAAAUUGAAUCGUUCGCCAGGAACUGGUCGCUGGCAGUAUAAGACAAGCCCAAAACCUAAGGUCACCAUAAGAAAAACUGGCGAUGAUGAACAACCAACUACACCUAAUACUAACCCUCUUCUCGAUGACAUCCAAUCCAAUGAUAUAUCUCCUCAGUCAAGAUCAGAUAAUGACCUAGAUCUGUCGAGUUCUCAAAGUGGCCCCGGAACUCUCCUAGAAAACGAUACUGAAGAUAAUUCCUUAGAAAAACCUCUUCCCGUUGAAACAAUUAAAGUAGAAAUCUCCACACCUGCUGAUUUCCGAGACGUUUACUACGAAAUAGCAACCCUUAAAUCACCAUACACAUUUCAGGUUGGCCGUGUUAAAAAUACUCGUAUCAUCACAGUUACAACAACAAUAGAAAAACGCAUUGACCCAACUAUAUCUUUUAAUGGCCAAAAUUCUCCCAAUGAGCCGUUGACAGAAAAUAUAUUAGCAACAGCAUCACCUUAUGGUAAAGAUCAUUACCUUUUGGAUUCAAGUAUAGCUACCUUGCCAGCAAUAACGUUGUCUUCCGAUAUGGAAACGCCGCCUCUAGAAACAGUUACUGAAACAUUUAGUACCACACAAAAUAUGUUGAAAACUCAUAUUUUACCUGUCGUUAAUGAUGCUAAUUUAACAAGCAGCUUGACAUUUGUACAAACAUAUCAAGUAACUAGGUUUGUGACUGCAACAAAAACACUGCCACCUAUGGACUUUUUCCAAUUCAUUCCAAGUAAAACGUUAAAAGAAUUUAACAGCCGUCUUGACGAAGCUGGGUCCGAAUUACAUUUAGAGCUUGAUUUUGGUGAUAGUAACGAAGAUGAAGAGGGAGUUAACCGACGAGUGUUGCCUGCUGAAUUAGAUCUUGCAAAUAUUGGGUCAGAUUUUGAUAUAACAGACGUCGAUAAAUAUAGAGAUAAUCAUUUGCGUCUAAAGAAAGCACAUGGGCAAAAUAAAAGUAAUCAAGUAACGGAAUCACCAAAUCCUGCCGUAGCAUUGACGCCUGAACAGGCUCAACAACUUGCCCUCUUAAGAUUACUUAACCCGGCUGCUGCAGCUCAAAUACCUAAUGUAGUUACCACAUCAAAGCCUAUUCUUAAAUACGAAACAGUGUACGAAUCUCACGUAAUUCCACUUUUUAACGGCAAGAGUACGAUCUUAAGUACAAUUUCGAGGCCAGUAGCUACUGUUACAAAAACAGAAUAUGAAAUCGGUACAAGCAGUCUCCCUGCCCUGCCACUUCAGCCUAUUCAACCUAUUAAUCCGCUUUACCCGCAACAACAAUUUUCACUUACUUCGACACCGGUUGUUGUGAACACAGAAGUUGUAGCAACUGAUAGUCAAAUAUUGAAAUUAACUUUCGGAGCUAAGACAGUUUACACGACAUUGUUCACAACUAAAGUUGUACCAACAAUGGUGACGUCUUACGUAACAUCUUCGAUACCCGUACAACCGAGUGCCGGAUUCCCUGGAUAUUACCCGGCACCGUUCGCACCGUUCCCAUACGUUGGUUAAAAUUAUUUCAAAGAUUUUCACACGAGUGGAACGGACAAUAUUUCGAUGUGAAAAGUGGUUGUGAUAAAUUUGUAGUAAAGACAAAUAUUAUGUAGUGACUUGUGAUGGUGUACCUAAAGAAAGGAUCGGUGUUUGCGUGAACUAUAUAUAGACUGUGUAGAUAGGCAAAUGAGCUUUGAUGAAACGUAAUAGUAAACUUUCAAGUUACAUUUUCCAAAAAGUCUACAAGUGCCUUUAAAUUGAAUGUACUCCUUUAUAAUGUUUCUCUACAGCAAUCUACUGGCCCUUUUAGUUAAUAUUUUGUAA